AUGUUCAAGAAGCGAGCGGUCAAGGGCAGUGUACGCAAGCGGGAGGUCGACACCGGCGACGACGGCAACGAUGAGGUGGCGUCGGCUCCAGCAGUGCCUCACAAGAGUAACGGUAUCGUCCACAAGUCGCUGGCCAAGCUCGAGAGCCCCGCCCUGCGACGGCGCCGCGAGAGCGAUGGCGAUGAUGACGAUCGUGACGACGACGGUGCCACCCGCCACAAACGCAUAAAGGGGGUGCCCGGCUCCAUCGAGGCCACCGCCGUCGUCGACUACCAGCCCGACGUGUGUAAGGACUUCUGGCUCACGGGCUACUGCGGCUACGGCGACACGUGUAAGUUUCUCCACAUCCGCGACGAGCUGAGGCAAACGGCCCCAGUAACUAAGGACUGGGAGGUCGACAAUAAUAAGAAGGUGGACCAGGAGAAGGAGCGCGAUCUAUCGGUGUGUGCCAUAUGCCAGCACAAGUACACGGCGCCGGUGAUGGCCGAGUGCCGCCACAUCUUCUGCAAGCGGUGUUUCCGGCUGCGGUUCGCUAAGACAAAGACGUGUGUCGUGUGUGGCCAGGAGUCGGCGGGCGUCGUCAAACCGGUGUCCCCCGCCACCCUCGCACUGGUACUCACAACGAACGACGCUGACAAAUCUUGA
Messenger RNA from Diutina rugosa, 645 nucleotides. Its product is annotated as U2-type spliceosomal complex subunit. Gene Ontology annotation, cellular component: U2-type spliceosomal complex. Gene Ontology annotation, molecular function: metal ion binding. The transcript has a single exon. The coding region runs from base 1 to 645 and encodes 214 amino acids. The record is from RefSeq and is a predicted model, not a curated record. Gene Ontology annotation, biological process: snoRNA splicing. Lineage: Eukaryota; Fungi; Ascomycota; Pichiomycetes; Serinales; Debaryomycetaceae.